Molecule: messenger RNA, 2705 nt
Organism: Rhineura floridana
Lineage: Eukaryota; Metazoa; Chordata; Lepidosauria; Squamata; Rhineuridae
Gene: WNT10A
Product: Wnt family member 10A
Exons: 4
Coding region: 820-1989 (389 amino acids)
Biological process (GO): canonical Wnt signaling pathway; cell fate commitment; multicellular organism development
Cellular component (GO): extracellular region
Molecular function (GO): cytokine activity; frizzled binding
Source: RefSeq, a predicted model, not a curated record
AGAGCUUUUUGCUUCUCUCCAGUGCCGUCCCAGCCGAAAAGCCGCCGCUGUGGUCGCCAGUCGCUGCAAGCAGCCUCGUGCGCUCCCCCUCGUGCCCCGGGAUCGAUCGCCAGCUGCCCGGGCUAGAGCAGCCGCGAUGAGUGGAGGGGCGGGCUGCGGGGGCCGCACGUGCCUGCUCCGCGCAGCCGGACCCCACCCUUGACUCCCCCGGCUUCCCCCGGAGAAAGGUUGCUUUGCCCAGAUAGAGCCGCUGCAACCCUGCUAUAACUUCAGCAAGCCCAGUGAGGUGGGGGUUCAAAAGUUGCAAAGGGAAAAGGGUGUGUACAUAGACAGAGGGGGGAGAGACAUCGUUGCCAGCCUCUUUCCUUUUCUACCCUCCGCGCCCGGCGCUCUCGGAUGGGGGGGCGGUGGUGGUGGAGGAGGAGAAAAAGGACCUGUCCGCGUGGAGAGCCGUGGAGCCCCUUGUUGCCUUCACCGACAACUAACCCACAACGCCUCUUCGAAAACCAGCUGCCCUGGUGAAGGAGGGAGAAGGGUGGGGAGGAGAGAGAGGGCAGGCCCGAGGUGCUCGCUGUAGUUUGGGCUUGCAAAUCUUUGCCAAGAGCUGUCAAAAAACAAAAACGCCUCCCGCUCCAAUCCAAGGCGAUCAAUGAGGUCCUAAAAGAGCAAAGGAAAGUGACAGGAGCAGAGGGAGCAAAGCCGACGGCGACGGCGGCAGCAGCGGCAGCGGCAGCGAAGAGACGACCUACCCCAUCCCCAUCCAACCAGCCCUUAAACGAGAAGAACCAGCCGGUAGAGACUAAACUUCCAGCAGCCAGGAUGGGGCAAACCCUGCUUCUCUGGCUCUGCCCCCUGCUGCUCCUCAGUCUCUGGGGCCAAAGCACCUUAUCUAAUGAGAUCCUGGGCCUGAAGUUGCCAUUGGAGCCUGUACUUAAUGCCAACACAGUGUGCCUAACCUUGCCUGGUCUGACGCGGCGACAACUGGAGGUGUGUGUGCGGAAUCCUGAUGUGACGGCUUCUGCCAUUCAAGGCAUCCAGAUUGCCAUCCAUGAGUGCCAGCAUCAAUUCCGUGAUCAGCGCUGGAAUUGCUCUAGCCUGGAGACGAAAAACAAGAUCCCUUAUGAGAGUAUCAUCUUCAGCAGAGGUUUCCGGGAAAGUGCUUUUGCCUAUGCCAUUGCAGCUGCAGGGGUGGUGCAUGCUGUCUCCAAUGCAUGCUCUUUGGGCAAGCUGCAGUCAUGUGGCUGUGACCAGAAACGCCGUGGGGAUGAGGAGGCUUUCCGCCUCAAGCUGCACCGUCUCCAGCUGGAGGCCAUGAACCGAGGCAAAGGAAUGAUGCAUGGAGUGCAUUUGGAACACAUGCCAGCUGAGGCCCCCGGCCUACAAGACUCCUGGGAAUGGGGAGGCUGUAGCCCCGAUGUGGACUAUGGGGAGAAAUUUUCCAAAGAUUUCCUAGAUUCCCGGGAGACCUACCGAGACAUCCACUCCCGCAUGAGGCUGCACAACAACCGAGUUGGCCGGCAGGUGGUGAUGGACAACAUGCGGAGGAAAUGCAAGUGCCAUGGCACCUCAGGGAGUUGCCAGCUGAAGACAUGCUGGCAAGUGACACCCGAGUUCCGGCUGGUUGGCUCACUGCUGAAAGAGCGCUUCUAUGGGGCCAUGCUGAUCCGGCCCCACAACAGGAACACGGGGCAAAUGGAACUGGGUCAUGCCCACCAGAGGCGCCGGGCUGGCAUUGGUGACCUCAUCUACUUUGAGAAAUCACCAGACUUCUGUGAGAAGGAACCUGCCCUGGACUCUAUGGGUACACAAGGGCGCUUAUGCAACAAGACCAGCCCAGGCAUGGACAACUGUGAGAGCCUGUGCUGUGGACGGGGACACAACAUCCUGCGGCAGACACGCAGUGAACGCUGCAACUGCAAGUUCCACUGGUGCUGUUUUGUGGCUUGUGAGGAAUGCCGGCUCACAGAGUGGGUCAGUGUCUGCAAAUGAUAGCUGUCACCCCACCAGACACUUCAGAAACUCCACAGUUUUGGCUUUGCAGGAUGGAGCCCUGCAAAAGCAGGAGGCAUUGUUUGGGCGGCAUAGCACAUUGGUGUUUCACAUCUCCUUGGCACUUCCACUCCUCCUGUCUGACUUGUGCAUGAGCAAUCAGUUCCAAGGGGUACAAUCGUACAGACAUGAUAUGUGGGCCUUGCACCUCUGAAGCACAAAGAGUUGCACACCGGUGGGCUGGCUGGAAUUUCUGACAUUAACUCCAGUUGCUUCCAACCAUUAGCAUCUUCAGCUGUGGUUCUAAGGUCCAUGAGCCACCUGUGCAGGUUCCUCACGCAGAAGCUCACUCAGCUUCCACAUGCCCCCUCCCGCACCACCACCACAAUGAUGUUUCUUUCAGAUCCCACCUGGCGGCAGAAAACCCUGCAAAACAAAAUACCUGCUUUUUUAAAAAAAACCCUGGGUUGAAACUGCUGCAUUGCACGUUGUGACAAAUUCAAGACCUUUUUUGGUUGCCAUUAGUACAUUUGUUUUUCAGGGGAGAAAAAAGUAAAAUGCAGAGUUUGUUUCAAAGAAAUGUUUCUAACAAGAGACUGAAGGGUGGGGGCACAGAGGUCUCUGUCUCUAGUGUCCCAUACAGGCACCAUAGGCAUUUAGUAGGGCAGUUACUGUGGCUGGUAAGUUAUUUUAUUAUUGUGAGAAUAAAAGUGAAU